This is a messenger RNA of Heterostelium album PN500, 3732 nucleotides long. Its product is annotated as phosphatase PAP2 family protein. Gene Ontology annotation, molecular function: sphingosine-1-phosphate phosphatase activity. Lineage: Eukaryota; Evosea; Eumycetozoa; Acytosteliales; Acytosteliaceae. The transcript has 15 exons. Bases 1 to 3732 code for a protein of 1243 amino acids. The record is from RefSeq and is a predicted model, not a curated record.
AUGUUAAUCAACGCUAUCUCAUCAUUGUUCAGUGCCUCCUCAUCAAAGAUGACAAAUUCAGUCUCAAGUGGAAAGGGUUCAUUUGGAUCACAAUCAGCCAACCAAAUAUCGCUUGCAAUUACCUCUGCUACCAAUGCCAAUAUCUCUACAAUUGCUGAAUUACAGCCCAACAAUCAAAAAAAAGAAAAAGAAAAGAAACAUAACUAUCUUUAUUUAUUUAUUCUACUCUUCGAAUUCAUGAAUCACAAUAACAGUAGUAAUAAUAUAUUUAAUGAAUCAUCACUAAAUUAUUCACCUUCUAGUUCACAAUUCAAUACCUCAGCGAUAUUAGAAGCGCUAUCGAAUAGCACAAACGACAACACUAUUGGUGCAGGUGGAGGUUCUGGUAGUACUAAAAGAUACAGCAUCGACAAUAAUAAUAGUAAUAACAACAACAACAACAACAGUAAUAACAACAGUAACAACAGUAAUAAUAAUAGUGUAAAUUCACCAACAUUUGUUGGUAUAAAACCAAAAGGAACAUCAUCAUCUUCUUCUUGUUCUUCGAAUCAUUCUUCACUUAAUUUAACUCAACAACAACAGCAAACUCAACAAACUCAAAAUUCUCAAAACUCUCAAGCAACACAACAACAGAAUAGUAGUAAUAAUAGCAAUAAUACAGGAGGUGGUAGUGUAUUGAGUAUAAUUACCAAUAGUAUUGUUAGUGGAAUUUCAGGUGUAACCGGUGGAUCCAGAGGAGGUUCGAAAAAUCAAAAGUAUCAACCUCAAUCGCUCGAUAUCAGCAUGGACACCAGUAUAAACUCGCGUGACGAUGAUAUUGAACCACUGCUAGACAGUCACAACAGUCACAAUGCAUCCACACUGUUCGCACCACACAGCACAGAGAUGGACGACGAUUACGAUCCAAGCUCACCACUGAAUCCAAAGGAUUUCAAGAGAAUAUUUCACCAGAAUCUUGCACGACAUUCACCUAAACGAUUUGUUCAUCAUUUCCCACUUUGGUUAGAAGAGAAAUUUAGAAGUUUCGACGAUCCAAUCAUUGCACUCUGCCAAAAAAAUACAAGCAAACCCUUUUAUUAUUUUAGUUUAUUCAUUACCUCAAUUGUAGCAAUAGAAAUAGCAAUAGCAUUACCAUUUGUACUUUUCAUUCUUGGACAAGAUGCUCUUGCCACAGAAUUUACAUAUUUAGCUUUAUUAUUAGCUUUACUCUCACAAGUUCCAAAACGAUUCCUUUGGAGAUUCAGACCAUAUAUGGUUCAAAGAGCCAAAACAUGCAAAAAAGAUCAAACAUCAUCAUUUCCAUCUAGAGCAGUGACAUGUUCAGUGGUGUAUAGCUAUGCGAUUGUAUGGGCGGUGUUAUACUAUCAUCCAGGUCCUCUGUUUCAAUGGUGGAUGCCAUUUUUAUUUUUAACGAUGAUUCUUUUGUCUUCGUUUGCGCGUAUCAACCUCGGUGUUCACUAUCCAUCGGAUUGCGUUGGUGGUGUCAUCCAAGGCACGUUGGUUUGUCUUAUUGGAACCGGUCUGAGAAGUCUCGAUAUUCUUGGUUGCAAAUCGUGUUGGGACGGCGGUUGCUAUGCCACAAGCUCAACUUGUUCCAUCUCGUUUGGAACACUCGACCGAUUGAACUUUAUCAUGCUUUCCAUUCUUUUAUUACUAUGUAUAUUCGUCCCAGUCAUAACCGUAAUGAAACCAGUCGAUUUUUGGUCAAAAUGUGAUCGUGUCUAUGGUAUGUUAUUCCCAUCAAUGGUUUUCCAAUUAUUAUUUUUGUGUCCAAGAUCCUAUUCAUUGGCAGGUAGUUUACCAGUUCCACCGAGACCACAUUGGUAUUCAUUUGUAUUUGGUAUUUCAUUAUCAUUACUGGCAACUGUAUUUGCAUCAAAAGCUAAACUAAAACAUCCUUUAAUUACAUUUUGGGUAAUAUUUUUAGUUUUAACAGAGUUUGGUGGUGUUGAGGCUGCAGUAACACCUACUGUUGUUCCAGGCGAAGACUGGUCUAUACCUAGCUAUGUAACACCUGCACCAAACAGUGGUUUCUUUUCGGAGCAGGCAACACCUUCGUUGCAGGUCAAUGUACCGGUCUUUGAUAUCUCAUGGCGAAUGGUCGAACCUCAGCAAGGUGUCUUCAAAUACGACAUAUCCGGUGUCGUCAAAGGAAUGUCAUUCGACACAUUCACCCAACAAAACACAACAUUAAAGGAUAAACCAUUUUGGUUUAGACUUUGGAAUUCUGGUGAAACCUGGGCACCUGAUUGGAUUAAAUCCUAUUGUAAUGUAGGAGUAAUCGGUAAAGACUAUGAUAAUGAUUAUCAUUUGCCAAUCUGGAAUUCAUGUGUUUGGAGUGAAAUUAAAAAAGUUUAUCGUCAGUUAUUUUUGGUAAAUGGAAUGAGAUCAGAUCCAAGAUUAAAGUUUGUUUAUAUUCCAGGUGCUUUCAAUUGGUGUGAAUUUGAUUUCGAUAUUAUUGGAAACUAUUCUAAAGUUACUGGGUAUCAAUAUAAAGAUUUCAAUAUAUGGUUUCAAUCGGCAAUGCAAGAUUUAGUUAAUAUCUUCAAUGGUGAGAAUAAUGAUCCCUCCGAUGACUAUGCUUAUAAAUUGGUUUACACUGGUGAAGAUUUCCCAUUCGAUGUCGAUUUCUGGCCAAAUGAUCGUAAUUUCUUGGCAAGAGAUGCAGUCUCCAAGGGAAUGGGAAUUCGUACAGGUAUCACUGAACUUUCAAAUUUCCAUCUCUCAGAGAUUCCCGCCUAUGGCUAUACUAUUGAUGCCAACGGUUAUUUAGUAGAGAAUUCUAGUUGGCCACUAAUAAACAAUCCAAAUCGAGUUGUUGCCACUGAGAAUGAGUGUUAUAACGCGUGUGGCUACACCGUCAGCAGUGCGAACCUUUUUUAUUCGAUCAAGAUGUCCAACUUAAAAGCGAUCCAGAUGGGAGUUAAUUGGCUUUAUGUUGUCGCAAAAGAUAGCUAUCUCAAACAGUUUUGGCCACAUUGGAAUUGGGUUUUAAACUCCAUUGGUAGAAGUCAAUCUACUGCUUUCGAGGCUUGGGCAGCACUCAGAAAUGCACAAGAUACCUUUUGGGUAGACAGCGAUUAUCCACUCGAUUGGAUUGGAAAACCAUACGUAAAGAACUACGAGCGUUAUUUAACACAGCGUGAUGUGGCUGGUGGUGCCAUUACAGUGCCAGGAUCGACUACCUACUCCAAAAUUCUCGAUCCAUCCAAUGGAAUUGCCAACGAAGGUAGAAAGACACAGCUUUCCAAUGGUAACAAUAGUAUGGUGUUUUAUAUCGAUAAUAAAUUCAUUGAUCCUAGCUCAUCCACUCCAAUACCUGUUGAGAUCAAAGUGACAUACCUAGAUAACAAGCCAACCACUUGGGUAUUGUCAUACAUCGACAAUACCAAUACUCUGGCAACAACCAAUGCAGUGACACAACUAGGAACAUCAAACAACUUGACAACAGCAACAUUUGUUAUCAAUAAUGCACUAUUCAAAGACAAUGUUGCACCGGGUAACAGUGACUUCAAAAUAGUUGUAACAGGUCAAAACGAUGUUGAGAUUUGGUUUGUCAGAGUAAUUAAGACUCUGCAACAACCUUCAGUAACCACUUCAACAACUUCAACAACCUCUGCAACAACAACUACAACUGCCCCGACAACCACAACAGCAACAACUACAACUACCCCGACAACCACAACAGGAACAACUACUACCACAGGAACCUCUACUACAGGAAGGAUUUAG